AUGAGUAGAAAGUAGAAACUAGAGGCGGGGUUUGGUAGAGAAAAAGGAAGGAAUUGCGAAUGCAAGUAUGAGACAUGGGAAAACGGCAUUGCAAUUUGCAAGGCGAGCCAACUCCCCAAUCCAACGACGACGUUUUCGCCUCCUUCCGUUUCCGCGGCACUCCAAUCAACCGGAAGCACCGGUUCAAGCGACUCGCCAAGCCGCUGAGGCCCAAACCCAACCCAUCACCACCACAGCCGCCACCCGACAUUCCUUCGCCAAAAAUGAAAACUUUGCCUCAACAUUUCUUUCAAAUCGACGCUCUGGACCUCGCUCCACGUUUGCUCGGAAAGUUUCUUCGCCGAGACGACGUCGUUCUUCAAAUCACCGAGGUUGAAGCGUACAGACCAAACGACUCAGCUUCUCACGGUCGUUUUGGCGUUACUUCAAGAACUGCCCCUGUUUUUGGACCGGGUGGGCAUGCCUAUGUUUAUCUUUGCUACGGUCUCCACACGAUGCUAAAUGUUGUUGCAGACAAGGAAGGAGCUGGAGCUGGUGUUUUGAUACGGUCUUGUGCACCCGUUAGAGGAUUGGAUGUCAUUCAACAGCGCCGAGGUCUGAAAACUGAGAAACCUAUUCUUCUUACCGGUCCCGGAAAGGUUGGUCAGGCACUAGGUCUUUCGACAGAAUGGUCCAACCAUCCUCUCUAUACACCUGGUGGUUUGGAACUCUUAGAUGGUCCAGAGCCGGAAAACAUAUUGGUAGGUCCACGUGUUGGUAUCCAAAAUGCUUUGCCAGAGCAUGUCAACGCAUUGUGGAGAUUUGCCAUUGCAGGUACUCCUUGGAUUAGUGCUCCAAAGAACACUCUCAGGCCAGCCUUAUAGUGUAGUAGUAGCUCAAGGGAGAAAAAUGGUUUCAUCAUGACUAACAGAUUACGUAAAUUUCAUAUGCGUGUACAGCUGUUUGUUUACUGCGUCAAUGCUGCCAUUUUCUUGGUAAUGCCCACUACCAAGAAAAGUUCAACUUAAUUUAAGGUAUGGAAAAUUUUUAAUAUAAAAUUAUGAAACUAA
Molecule: messenger RNA, 1049 nt
Organism: Cajanus cajan (pigeon pea)
Lineage: Eukaryota; Viridiplantae; Streptophyta; Magnoliopsida; Fabales; Fabaceae
Source: RefSeq, a predicted model, not a curated record